AUGUCUGACGAUACCCCAGUCAAAUCCAUCUUCGAUACUCCAUCGGCUAAGCCAUCUACUGCGAAAAGGUCACAAUUUGAACGGCAGAAAGCUGAAGCCGAAGCAAAGAGACAGAGAGAUAAGGCCGAGACCGCAGCUGUCUACGAAGACUUCGUCAAGUCCUUUGACCAUGAUUCAGGCCCAUCCACCGCCUUCAAUACCUUCAGUGGACGAUCUACUCAACAUCCUCACCACCAUGCGUCAACUACGGGCCACUCGACCAGCGGCCCAUCCAAACGACAUUUCGCAGGCCCUAUGCGAAAUUCUUCUGAAGCUCUCGGAAGACCGCCUGCUUCUUUUUCUAAGAAAAGACCGUUUGAUUCACUAAGAGACUCUCAACGAGAUCGGGAUAAACCUCGUGGUAUAUUUGGAUUUGAAGGCUCGCGCCCAGGCGAUUCGAUAAAUGCAUUCCAAGCCUCGGAUGGAGAGGAGGAUAAGACCGCCGAUAAGAAAGAAGCCGAGAAAGCAGCUGCCAAACCUACAUUGCAUGUCUCUUCUCUACCUCCGGGGACUUCGCCGGCUGUUAUAAAGUCUUUGAUUCCACCAAUAUUAGUUGUGGAUAACGUGAAGAUAUUACCUCCUCCACCCCCGGCGCAUGGUGGUGGACACGAAAAGCGAAUAUGGUCUGCAAUUGUUACGCUGGCUCAAGAUACUGCUGCCACGGACAUGGAUACGGUAGUGAGCUCGUUGCAAAAUAAAUAUCUAGGCUGGGGCUUUUAUCUGUCGAUUUCUCGCCAUCUAUCGUCCGCGGCUAUCCAUUCGACUAUCCCCAUCACACCUGGCUCAACUUCACUAACUAACCAGCCCUUUGGUGCUCGCCCUAUAACUCGUACCAGCCAUUUUGGGCGUGGAGGGCCUCAUCGUUCUGGAAUUGCGCCCCCAUCCUCAUAUGACUCUAGAUACGGGAGCAGGAGCAACCAGGGGCUUCAGGUAGACGUCAAACCACCUUCAGACUUGCGCCAGUUAAAGCUGAUACAUAAGACGAUCGAGAAUAUGCUAACGUUUGGACCGGAAUUCGAGGCCUUAUUGAUGAGUAGGCCGGAAGUUCAAAAGGAGGAAAAGUGGGCUUGGAUCUGGAACCCAAAGAGCACAGGGGGAGUAUGGUAUCGUUGGAAGCUAUGGGAUAUUUUGACAAAUCCCGGGAAAAGACGUGGGGGACGAGGCCGUGUAUCGUCUACAGUGAUAUUCGAGAAUGGCCCUAUUUGGUCUGAACCAGAAAGGAACCUACAAUUCGAGUAUACCACCAAGCUUGAUGAAUUUGUUUCCGAUGAAGACUAUGAUUCUUCCGAUGAGGAUGAUUCGGAUAGAGAGGAAGAGAAGAAAUUAACCGAGACUUCAAACGAUGCAUCUAAUGAUGGGAUGGGCCAUUUGAACCCCUUGCAAAAGGCAAAACUCACGCAUCUACUAGCAAGACUUCCUAUAUCGCACUCAAAACUUCGACGGGGCGAUGUAGCGCGAGUGACUGCAUUUGCUAUUAAACAUGCUGGCGGAGGAGGAGAUGAAGUCGUUGAUAUGAUUGUAUCCAACGUCAAUAAACCAUUUGCUUAUACCUCUGCAAACCCUGAACGGCAGAAGGACGAGAAUGAAGCUUCGGGACCUGGACUAGGCCAGGAUGAUGCUGAAGAGCCUGCGAAUGCCAAUAAUACCGAAUCUACAGACAGAAACAAAAAGCCAGGCGCAGGGGAGAAAUUGGAUACAUCAUCAGCCAGCUUGGUAGGCCUUUACAUCAUAUCAGAUAUCCUCUCAUCCUCAUCCACAAGUGGCGUACGGCACGCGUGGCGCUAUCGACAGCUUUUUGAAAAUGCUCUGAAACAGCAAAAAACGUUUGAAAAGCUAGGUCGUGUUGAAAAAGAGCUUGGCUGGGGUAGAUUGAAAAUUGAGAAAUGGAGACGCAGCAUCGGCAUCCUUCUCAACUUGUGGGAAAGCUGGUGUGUUUUCCCACAGGCAAGCCACGAGGCCUUUGUCAAAUCCUACGAUCAUCCUCCGCCCACCGAAAAGGAGCAAGCAGAAGAAAAGGCUCGUGUGGAAGAAGGGAAAGAAACAGGUGUGUUUGGUGGGAAGGGCAAAAAUAAAUGGAAAUCUGUUGAAGACAAUGGCAGUACCGAGCAGUUUAACCCCGCUAACCCUACGGACGAUGGCGAACCUAUGGAUCUAGACGUUGAUGGAGCUCCGGUUCAUGAAGAUGACUUGGAUGACGAGGUCUUUUCCGAUAUCGAUGGGGUUCCCAUGGAAGAUAGCGAUUUGGAAGAGGCCGAAGACGCUCCUCCGGACCAGGAUAAAUCAGUCAGCAAAGAACAGGAACAAGCGCCAGCUUCAAAGGAAGAACCAGCUUCCAAAGAAACUGGUCCACAGCCUAGUGAACCGGCCCAGCCGCCGCCUCAAAUACGCCGCCGGCCCAAGGCAGAGGACAUGUUUGCGGACUCCGACUCUGAAGGCUGA
Microsporum canis CBS 113480 is the source of this 2478-nucleotide messenger RNA. RefSeq lists its product as hypothetical. The transcript has a single exon. The record is from RefSeq and is a predicted model, not a curated record. Gene Ontology annotation, cellular component: nucleus. Bases 1 to 2478 code for a protein of 825 amino acids. Gene Ontology annotation, biological process: RNA processing. Lineage: Eukaryota; Fungi; Ascomycota; Eurotiomycetes; Onygenales; Arthrodermataceae. Gene Ontology annotation, molecular function: RNA binding.